AUGGCCUCACGGCCUCAGGUCUUUAAGCCUCUGGUGACAGUCAUUGGCGCCACAGGAACAGGAAAGUCGGAUCUAGCAGUAGAAUUAGCUCGCAAAUUCAAUGGAGAGAUCAUAAAUGGGGAUGCUAUGCAGCUUUAUCAUGGCCUGCCAGUCAUCACAAACAAGAUAACGCAGGGUGAGCGAAAGGGCAUUCCUCACCAUUUGCUGGGCUGCAUCGGGCUCGAGGAAGAGACAUGGUCUGUGGGAAAAUUUGUUGAAAGAGCCUUGACAGUAAUUGAAGAGAUCAGGAGCCGAGGAAAGGUGCCUAUCUUAGUUGGAGGUACACACUAUUAUACCCAGUCUCUCCUCUUUCAAGACACACUCUCAGACCAACCUCUGCUUGAUUCGGAAGAUCGAUCACAGCAGUUUCCUAUCCUUGACGAAUCGACAGAUGUCAUUCUCCAACGGCUUAAGGAGGUUGAUCCGGUCAUGGCAGAUCGGUGGCACCCCAAUGACCGUCGCAAAAUCCAGCGGUCUCUGGAGAUAUAUUUGCGAACGGGAAAGCCUGCAUCUCAGAUAUAUGAUGAACAGCGAUCAAAACGUGCUAAUCCGUCUAGUACAGCGGAGUGCCCGGGAAUGGAAACCACAGAGGAAGAAACUGGCCUGAGAUUUCCCACUCUUAUAUUUUGGGUCCAUGCUUCUAAAGAUGCCUUACAUCGUAGGCUAGAUGCUCGCGUUGAUCGAAUGAUAGAAAACGGGCUUUUAGACGAGGUACAGAUGCUAUCAGACUUCAAAGCAUCCCAUGAGACCCAGACAGGCCAAGCAAUAGAUCAGACACGGGGAAUCUGGGUAUCAAUUGGCUAUAAAGAAUUCCUAGAGUACCAGGCGCAUCGAUUGGACUCGCAUAUACCAGAUAAGGUUCUUCAAAAGACCAAAGUCACCGCCAUUGAGAAGACACAAGCGGCCACACGACAAUAUGCAAAUCGCCAGCUAAGGUGGAUACGCAUUAAGUUUCUGAAUGCGCUAUUAAGCGCUCGUCAGAAGAAUAAAUUGUUUCUUCUGGACGGCUCGGAUCUCUCGCAAUGGAAUACACAGGUCAUUGCGCCCGCCUUGGAUGUCACAAGUUCAUUUCUUUCGAACCAACCGCUUCCCGAGCCUACUACUCUAUCCGAAACAGCUUGCGAGCUACUCAGCCCUAAGAGAGACUAUGAUCUGGGACAGCGUCCUGAUCUUUGGCAGAAGAAGACAUGCGAUGCAUGUGGAACUGUGUCAGUUACCGCGAAUGAUUGGCAUCUGCACAUCAAAAGUCGGGGGCAUAGGAGGAUGGUAGCAGCAGAGAAGAAACAGAAGCAUUUUAGACAAGCAGGUGGGGAGAAAACAAAUGAGGACAUGCUGGACCUUAUGGAGGACUACCAGCAAUAA
Molecule: messenger RNA, 1401 nt
Organism: Aaosphaeria arxii CBS 175.79
Lineage: Eukaryota; Fungi; Ascomycota; Dothideomycetes; Pleosporales
Product: tRNA isopentenyltransferas-like protein
Exons: 3
Coding region: 1-1401 (466 amino acids)
Biological process (GO): tRNA modification
Cellular component (GO): mitochondrion
Molecular function (GO): tRNA dimethylallyltransferase activity; ATP binding
Source: RefSeq, a predicted model, not a curated record